UUGUACUCAAUAGAGAGCGAGGCGCCGAGUGCUGCUGGUCGGGACGUUGCGGGCUGAGCUGCUGCUGACUGGAUAAGAAUGACUUUCCGAAGGUUGAAGAAGCUCCACAAUAAGGAGGACUAUACCUGUCCGUCGGAGCACACCAUAUACCGGGAUAGGGACAAAGCUGACUCUACCUACAUGGCUCUGGACACAUACCGGACGGAUGACAUGUACAAGGCGCUCAUGGUCUCCGGCGGGACCCUUCCCAGAGCUAAGAAGGGUUCCCAAAUGGGCUGGAAGAACACAAGCCAGACAUCUGAACAUCACAGAAAAAUACUUACUUUGGAGAAGGAAGAUUCUGAAACGUUUGGGUUUGAGAUUCAGACCUAUGGAUUGCACCAUAAAGACAAGAAUACAGUGGAAAUGUUUACAUUUGUCUGCCGGGUACAUGAAGGAAGCCCCGCUAUGCUGUGUGGCCUCAAAGUUGGUGAUAUAAUUGCUGGAGUUAAUGGCCUCAAUGUGGAAGGAAUCAGGCACAAGGACAUUGUAGAGUUGAUAAAGGUUUCUGGGAACAAAAUAAGGUUGGAGACUGUUUAUGGUUCUUCCAUCAGAAGAGCUGAAUUGGAGGCCAGGCUUCAGUAUUUAAAGCAAACUUUGUAUGAGAAAUGGGAGGAAUACCGCUCACUCAUGGUGCAGGAGCAGAGACUCCUACAUGGAAUUGUCGUGAAGGACCCCAGCGUAUAUGACACAUUGGAAUCUGUCAGGUCAUACAUCUAUGGGACAGUGCCUCAAUGCACCAAAGAACCUCUGCCAAGCACCCUGGCCACUGGAAGUAUAUGCAGUAGUGCAAGUUGCUUGAGUACUGCCGAGGACAAUGAGGAUGCUGUGUAUCAGACGUGCUACUUCAACUCAGACUCUAUAGAUGAAAUAAACAACAUUCCCAACAAAAGCACACUCAAGCCUUACAAGUCACCGCUAACUCGUAGUUCAAGUGUAAAGUGCGCAAGCCCCACAACGAACUGGGAUAAGCCAAAAGAGCAGAAUAACUUUGCAUCUUUACCCAGGAAAAAACACAAAAGCUUUCGCAAAAGACUCUUAAAGUUUAUUCCUGGACUAAACCGAUCAUUGGAAGAAGAGGCCAGUCCUCUUUAACACCUCUUUAUAUGAACCAUUAAGACCGUUAAGUUAUUUAUUUAUUGUUUUGGAGGAAAAAAGUGAUUUGUAUUUACAUUGUUAAACUUUAUUGUAAAACUUUAUAACAUGUUUUUCAUUAAAACGGUUUGGCAAAGCAAUGGGCGCCAAACUCUAGGAUUUUCUAUAUAAAAAGAAAUGCAUCUGUUCUUCCAAA
Molecule: messenger RNA, 1330 nt
Organism: Rana temporaria (common frog)
Lineage: Eukaryota; Metazoa; Chordata; Amphibia; Anura; Ranidae
Gene: TAMALIN
Product: trafficking regulator and scaffold protein tamalin
Exons: 8
Coding region: 79-1134 (351 amino acids)
Biological process (GO): signal transduction
Cellular component (GO): plasma membrane
Molecular function (GO): protein binding
Source: RefSeq, a predicted model, not a curated record